This is a messenger RNA of Naegleria lovaniensis, 2475 nucleotides long. RefSeq lists its product as uncharacterized. The record is from RefSeq and is a predicted model, not a curated record. The coding region runs from base 1 to 2475 and encodes 824 amino acids. The transcript has a single exon. NCBI's taxonomy places the organism in Eukaryota, Heterolobosea, Eutetramitea, Acrasida, Naegleriidae.
AUGCAAAGUAGACAUGGAAAUCAACAACCAUCAUCUUCACGUAAAGAGCAUGCUCCUUUUCAUGAAGAUGUGAUUCAAACCAUGCACCCAGCCAUGCAUCAAGUCCAUGUGGAGAAACAGCAGCCAGGCAUUGAUAACGAAGAAGAGCGAGCCGAAGGUGUGGUAUCAUUGGAUGAGAAUGACCAAAUGCGCAGUAGUAGAAGAUUAACCAUGUCCACCCACAGAAGCAUGCUGGGUAGUGGACAUGUCGAGUCAUUAGCUGCUAAUGAGGAGUUGAGUAAUACCGCUUGUUGCAACUCUCACAUGUUGCUGCUUCAACCGCCCACCACAUCAGGAGAUACAACACACAUGCAUCAAGGCGGCAAUAUGCCAACGAGGACUAUUAUGCCACCACAACAACAUGCUUGUGAAGGUGCGCAUUUCGCACAAAAUUGGAAUGAAAAAAUUGACGCCACUACUAAUCGCGGGAAGGAAGUUUCACAACAACAACAGCAGUUGUCGACGAUGAAAGAGAAACAUCAACAAAUAGAGAAUGAUGAUCAUCCUGAAUCACAUCAUAGGGAGUUCAUGCUAGACAAUUCUAAUGAUCAGCAAACAUCAUCUCCAACAUUGACACAUGCGGAUCAGUCCACAAUAGGUUCUUCUUCUUCGACUUCUGUGCAUCAACAACAUCAUCAUUCGCAUGUGACAUUGCAACAUGCCAAAGUCAAGGUGCCAAAAUCAUCAAGAAAUAGGUCUUCAUCUAAAACAAAGAUUCAACAACAUACAAAUACAUCAUCUACAUUGCAGCAAAUGCAUCAUCAUCCCUCUUCAUCCUCUGAAGAAAACAGCACUCCAUCAGGAAGUGGUACACCAUCGCCAUUUGCCAUUGUAGAUGAAACCACAAGAACAAGAAAGAAAGUGAAAAAACAUCAUCAAUUAAUGACCACUGGUGAAACGGAGCAAAAACCUGGAAAAAUUAAGAUUUAUGCAUUUGAGCGACCGUUGAUGAAUGAAAAUGUCAAUUUCACAGAUAAUUAUUUUGUGUUAACUCCAACCAUUACAAACACAAGCAACAUGCCAAGCAGUGGUAGUAGUGGAAAUAGUAUAUCUUCAAUGACGACGUCAUCGAUUUCAGCAAGUAGUAGUAGUGAUGAACAAGCCCAACAGGCAAGUUCCACUAACGCUCUUUCUAAACCUUCCCAAAACUUGCAGUUGGUACAGCCAAGAAAGAGGACCAAAAAAUCGUCAAUGAACGAAAAACCCUCCUCAACAACCAAUCCAACACCCUCAACUCGCAGCAAUGAAGAACAGAUGUCAUCACAACAAGCACAAACCUUAAAUUCCAAUUUCAACACCCCCUCAAAUGAAACUAUUACCACGCUAGGCAACAAUAAUUUGGAUACUCCAUCAGAAAACUCCCAAAAUCAAUCAUCAUCACUGGAAGCCCAAAAAUCCGCAUUGGGAGAGUUUUUGAAACGUUUUUUGCAUUUUACUUCUUCAACGACGAACAAUAUUUUCACACAGCCAGCUCAGAAUCAGAUUUUACAAGCUCGGGGGGCAAGUAGCAGUAAUCUUUCACAACAAGCAUCAACUCAAUCUACAUCAUUUCAGGAGCCACAAGUGCAGCAGCCACUCUUACAACAAAUAGCUCCCAUGUUGAAUGUGUUGAGCGGGCUUAACACUACCAAUCAACAAGCAUCUACUGCACUUCCACCAGCAUUACCAGUUGGAGGUCAACAAGUCGAUCCGAAUGCAUUGAUUUCUAUAAUUGAUUCAAUUUUAUCCAGAGAAAUGACCAAUCGAUCCAAUCAGGAAACAAUGGUUCCACAGUCUUCCUCUGAUUCUCAACAACCAACAUCAUCAACAUUCAUUCACUCUCCUUCCUUUUCACAUCAUGACAGUAACUUGUUAAAUUCAUUCACACCCUCCAACACCACUACCAACAUUUCUAAUUUAUCAUUUUCUAACCUUAAUAAGGGCGAUCCUUGGGAAGAACAGAAGAUUUCUGACUCAACACUCUUUGGAACUGCCUUACCACAACAAGGUGACCUUCCACAGUCACAAAACUUUGGUAUGAUAUCUUCUUCUGGGCAACCACGUCAACAGGAGCAGUAUCACAAUCCAUCACAGCAACAACAGCAUGCUGUUAACGUUGUCAGUAACACUCAACAACUGUUGAUGGAAGCAUUGGCCAAUUUCGUAACACAACAACGGAAAACACAGCAAACCUUUCCAUCAACCUCUCAUUCACAACAACUUCCCCAAUUAUUAAGCUCCUCAACCACCCUAAACCCUAGUGACUUUCCCAACGAUCCUGUUUAUAACAUAUCCUUUCCUUUUGAACAAACAUCGAGGCAAUAUCAUCAUAACCCACCCACACUGAAUAUCAUGGACAUGUUUCAAUUGCUUCGACAAGCUCCAGACAACGAUCCUUUAAAGAGACUCUUCUUGCAAUGUCUAUCAAUCGUUCAGCAGCAAGAAAAGAAUAAAUAA